AUGGAAACAAUUACUUACUCUCGUGUCGGCUCUCUCGACAUAAAACUCGAUCUCUAUAUACCACCAGAACCGAAGCAAGGACUCGUACCAGCUCUUGUGCACUUCCAUGGUGGCGGCAUGAUCGCAGGGAGCCGCAAGACCCUCUUCUUCCAGCACUGGCUCAAAGAUGCAAUGCUAGAGCACGGCAUCCUCUUCAUCAGCGCAGACCAUCGCCUCCUGUACCCCUCUACCGCUUUCGACAUCAUCGCCGAUGUUAAGAGCCUCUUUGCCUUCCUCGCUUCUCCCAGCUUCUCCGAGACGCAUCUCCCAUCAGGAGUCAUCCUCGACGCCAGCCGCAUAGCCGUCUCGGGCGAGUCGGGCGGAGGCUAUGCGACCCGCGCUGCUGGAAUUGUUGCCGAACCAAACCCGAAAGCAUUACUCCUGCAGUAUGCCCAGGGCGGCCAACUCUUGGAUGACCACUGGCUCGCUGUCAAAGACCGCGAUGUACCAGACCCCGAAGGUGGAAUCGUCACCAAGGAGUCUGUUGCACAUCUUCUCAACGACACACAGGAGCCUAUCUCCGAUGACCCGAUGCCAUUCCUCGGUGAUGACGCACCGAACGGUGACAGUGGGAGGACAAAGCUCUUGCUCUGGUGGUGGCGCACCGGUGGAUUCGUCGACGUCGUACUGGGCGUCAACGGGAUGUCCAAAUUCCUGAGAGGUCUAACCUUGACUCAGCGUGAAGGUUUCCUCCCCGAAGCCCUGCGCAAGGUGAUCUUGCAGACACAGCUCACGGAGAAGUUCCCGCCGACUUUCUUGCUCCACGGCAAAGACGACAAGCUCGUGCUACCGGCCGAGUCACAGCUCACGUACGAUCGAUUGACGGAGUUGGGCGUGGAGGUUGAGCUGCACAUGCUCGAGGGCGCUGGUCAUACGUUGAUCGAUGAGAAGAGUCCACCGGACCUUGCGGCUGGGGCUAAAGACGCACAGCAAAAGGCGGUGGAGUUCCUGGUGCACAAGUUGAAGGGAUAG
This is a messenger RNA of Letharia columbiana, 1011 nucleotides long. RefSeq lists its product as uncharacterized. The transcript is spliced from 2 exons. Gene Ontology annotation, biological process: proteolysis. Gene Ontology annotation, molecular function: serine-type peptidase activity. The record is from RefSeq and is a predicted model, not a curated record. NCBI's taxonomy places the organism in Eukaryota, Fungi, Ascomycota, Lecanoromycetes, Lecanorales, Parmeliaceae. Bases 1 to 1011 code for a protein of 336 amino acids.